This is a messenger RNA of Gambusia affinis (western mosquitofish), 3563 nucleotides long. RefSeq names its product RAB guanine nucleotide exchange factor (GEF) 1, like (gene rabgef1l). Gene Ontology annotation, molecular function: small GTPase binding; guanyl-nucleotide exchange factor activity; zinc ion binding. The transcript has 9 exons. Gene Ontology annotation, cellular component: cytosol; endocytic vesicle. The coding region runs from base 156 to 1682 and encodes 508 amino acids. The record is from RefSeq and is a predicted model, not a curated record. NCBI's taxonomy places the organism in Eukaryota, Metazoa, Chordata, Actinopteri, Cyprinodontiformes, Poeciliidae. Gene Ontology annotation, biological process: vesicle-mediated transport.
ACCCACAAAGAAGAAUCUGUCAGAGAAGAUGGCUACAAGACGAAGCUAAUUGUUUAGCCGAUGUAAAUCUAUCUACCACCAACAGGCUGGAGACUGCGGUGACAAAAUUAUCAGAUAACUCGUUGAGACGAAUAAGACCCUGUCACUGAGGAACGAUGAGCCAGAGACGUGGUAUCCAUGUGGACCAAUCUGAGCUGCUCUGCAAAAAAGGAUGUGGGUUUUAUGGCAACACAGCCUGGCAGGGCCUCUGCUCAAAGUGUUGGCGAGAGGAAAAUCAGCGAGAAAAGCAAAGGCAAAUUCAAGAGGACUGGGCUCUUGCUGAAAGGCUGCAGAGAGAGGAAGAGGAAGCAUAUGCAAGCAGGCAUCAGAGGGCACAAUCACAACCUGCAAUCACUCCCUUCAACAAGUUUGAAGAAAGGAAGACGAAGGAGAAGUCCAGCAAAGUCAACACAGUCACAAAGUUUUUCACUCCAUCAACAAAAACACCACCCAAAAAGGAUGCCGGUGCUGCUGACGCUCAGUCGACUCCGAGCUCCAGCUCCUCAGCCAGUCGCCAGUCCAUUCCAGACAGUGACCGUGCAACGCAGGAGUUUAUAGAUUUUCUGAAGGCGGUGAAGUCUGGCAAGGAAAUCUUCAAACAGUGUCGGGCUUUUACUGAGGGCAUGGUGUACAAGCGGGACAUGGGAGCCGACGAGCUGUCGGAGUGUGUGCAAGACUUCUACCAGAACCUCUCAGACCGGCUUCAGAACCAGUUCAAAGGUUCGACAGAGCAUGUGGAGAGAGUGAUGGAUGAAGUAGAGAAGUACAUGAUGACCCGACUUUACACCGAGGUUUUCUGCCCGGAAACCACAGACGACGAGAAGAAAGACUUGGCUGUUCAGAAGAGAAUCAGAGAUUUGCACUGGGUCACCUUAGAAAUGCUGUGCGUGCCGGUGGAUGAAGAGAUCCCGGAGGUCUCAGACAGUGUAGUCAAAGCUAUUACAGAUAUAAUUGAGAUGGACUCAAAGCAGGUACCCAAAGACAAGCUGGCGUGCAUCACCCGAUGCAGCAAGCACAUCUUCAACGCCAUCAAAGUGAGCAAGAAGGAGGCCGCGUCGGCCGACGACUUCCUCCCGACUCUCAUCUACAUCGUGCUGAAGGCAAACCCUCCGCGGCUGCAGUCCAACAUCCAGUACAUCACCCGCUUCUGCAACCCCAGCCGACUCAUGACCGGAGAGGACGGAUACUACUUCACUAAUCUGUGCUGCGCAGUGGCCUUCAUAGAGAAACUGGAUGGUCAGUCUCUGAAUAUGAGCUCUGAGGAGUUUGAGCUCUACAUGUCGGGCCAGACGUCUCCGAACUGGCCGCGGCCCACCGCCGCCGACUCAUCCGCAGGCGGCGCAGCCCAUACCCAGGUCCACAGCAGCCUGGACCUGCUAACCGGGCUCGGGGAGAGGCAGGAGCGGGUCGUGGAAAAGGCUCGGCAGCUGGAGAGCGACCUGAUAGACUGGACGGAUGAAGUGGAGCAGAAAGUUCAGAGCGCGCUGGAGAGCUUUCCGCUCGACACCCAAAGCACCACGACGAACGCGGCCGGAGGGACGACGACGACAGCGGCGGCCGCAGCGUUGUCCGCUAUCGACUCUGAAAAUGUAGAGAACGAGCUGCUGCCCCCGCCGCUGCAGCCUCAAGUGUUUGCUGGUUGAUAGGAAAACAUCUGCUCUGCAGAAAAAUCUCCUGGAGGUUCUACUCCAUCUUCCCGUGUGUUCUCUUUAUAGUCCGUAAGCACAUGUAGCGUCUGUUGGAUCUGGAGUGUUCAUCCAUCCGUCUGUUCCCUUAGAUGCUAGAAAACAUGCUGAAUAGUUACCCAACUGUUAGAUUUGAACUGAGUGAAAAAACAGGCUUCGCUGUAAAGGCACAACAAAAUUCACUGCAAAAGAAAACAAAAAUAAGAUCUUACCAAGUAUUUUUAGUCUGGUUUCCAGUGCAAGUAUCUUAGUACACUUGAAAUAAGUUGAAACUAACUUAUAUGGGACUUUUUUUAGCAAGAUAUAUGGCAGAUUAUUUCACCUAUAACAUGGGAAAAAUGUCUGGUUGUAAGUGAAAUUAUCUGCCAGUGGAACUGGAGCUUUUUCGUCAAUUUUAAGGAAUUGUUUACUUGAAAUAAGCUCUCAAAUAUUCCUGACCAAAAAUAUUUGGUAAGACUUUGUGUUUUUGUAUUGUUCUUGUUUACCUCACCACAAAACAACAAAUAAGUGUCAAAAUUUAACCGGAGCAGUGGAGCGCAUCAGGGCAGAACUGAUGUGGCUCCUUUCACUGCAAAGGAGGAAAACACUCCGCUAUAAGCGCUUCCAAAAGACUUCUCCUCAUCCACUACCUGCAGUACCUCAGUACUUUUUAUAGCUGUUACAUUUGUACAGUAGCGAUAAAUGGCGUGUUUGAGUCCUAAACCUUCAGCCGCGAUGCAAGAUGUCCUGACAAAAAAAUUAACCAAACAAUAGGAUAGUAUAGAAACCAGAUAGUUCAGUUUAGAAACCAAAAAAAAAUCUGAGUUAUCAAACUCCUCUGUUACUAAUGUUGCUCAUGCCUGUGUUUCAUGCUGAAGUUAGCUUCUAUUUCCCAGAAAUAAUCAGAGAGAGAGAGAGAGAGAGCGUGUGUGAGUGUGUGUGUGUGUGUGCACAAUGACUGUGCAUGUGAAUAAGCGUGCAUGUGUGCUGCAUGUUGUUCCCGACAAUUUGAAGAAGAAGAAGAAGAAAUCGGCACCAGUACGUCCAAAUACUGUGUAGUCUGGGUUUUAUGAUCAUCAUCAUCAUCAGCUGGAUGUUCUGAUUUUAUUUUUCUAUAGAGUGUCAGAAUAUAUCGAUAUUUCUUUGAUUGGUUUAAACUUGUAAUAUUUACGGUGGUGAAUGAGCAUCACUGUAAAUAUUCGGCCACGUUGGACCGACGUCUCCACUAAAAAAAGUAAGUCUUAAAUUAACCAGUUUAUUUAUUUAUUACCAUUUGCUCCGGCAAAUAUUUUUAGACCAAAACAAAAGAAAUACCUUGUUUUCCUGCGAAAAACAGGACAUAGCAAUCACCCCUGAAGCUUUAGUUGCUUCAUUGUAGUUAUUAUUAUUAUUAUUUUUUUUAGUUUGAUUUCGAAGCUUCUCAUGCAGCGUCAAAUUUCAGCUUUUAUCAGCCGAUACCAUGUCGGACAAAUAGGAAAAGAAUUUCCAUUUCUCUGUAUUCUGGCAGACUUACAAUGAAAAAAAUGCAAUAGGUACACAUUUUACACUUGUGCUUUGUUUUUGUUUUAUUGUAUCGCAAUGACAUUUGCGUCCGAAGAGCCGUGUGCACCUGCCGUUUGAACGCCGGGUCUUGUACUGCACCGCUAUGGCUUGAAAACCUUUUUAAUUUUGCACUGAAAGCUGAAGUUAUUGAACAAGUGUUUUAACCCAUUUGUUUGAUUAUAGGUUUGUCAUAGUUUCAGGUUGGAGAGAUUAACUCGAAACUGCCUUUAAUUUAAGACAUAAUUUAUUGGGAGUGUUUUGAUCUACCUACGUCUACUGGAGUGGAUCGAUGGUGGCUAAUAAAAUCGAAACUCGGUA